AUGUUAUCAGCGCAAAGCGGUGUGAGGGAAUAAUUUGAAAGGUGAUAUUGGAAAAGUCCAUUAUAGCCUCAAUUCCCCCAAUUUCCCUACCGUCUUCUCAAACCCUAACUGGUCUCACCACUCACGUACGCCUAUGCAUUUUGGACACAAUUGGUGAAUCUUGCUGGGGAAAUUCAAGUGGUGGAUUAUUUUGGACUCACAAGUGCUACCCGGACCUCCACCACUCAGUUACCCCUAUAUAUAAACACCCCUGUUUAUAAACACUUUGCCGAACAUACGACAAAUGUUGAAAAAUCUUGAUUGCAUGGAGGAGAAUAUACACAUGCAGCUAGUAGAUGAGUGCAAUGUUGAAGGUGCCACUGUUAGUGAUGAUGAAGGAACAAAUAGAAACCAAGUAUUAUGUGACAUCCAGAAACUAUCUGAUGAUGAGUCCGUUCAAACAUCGAAGAGAUGGUGGUUGUUCAGUUUACUGGGAGUUCAAGGUAGACACUAUGAUGAUGUUUGCAAAGCACCAUCAGAAACUUUGAGUAUUGAAGAACAUCAUCCAGUGGUUUUACAUCAGUGCAUGCUGCAUCCAUUAGGGCUUGUAUGAAAUUCCAUCGAAGUCUGGCUGGGAAAUCAAUGAUGAGCCUGAUCUGGAUGAGUACAAAGAAACUGGUUUAUAGAAGAUGUGCAACACGCCACCAGCAGUGGAGCCCCCCAUAAGGCCACUGAAUUUGGGCCUCCCAUUUUAAAAUCUACCUAGGCCUGUUCCUACUCAGCCCAAUGCUUCAAUAUUGGAAAAAAAAUUGAAAUCUUCUAAAAUGGGCCAACUGAACCUAAUUACCCAAAUAAUCACCCAUAAUUACCCAAUUAUCUGCCAGUCCCAUUAACCCUAGAGAAAACAGGAAGAAGGACUUAGUGCUCCGCCGGUGACUCCAACCAGCACAUCCAGACGGCAUACUGACUCCCCGACUUCAUUCCCUCCAACACCAAAGUCCAAGCUAUUUAGUUAAUAGUUAGGACUUAGGGACUUUUCUGUAUCAGUGAUGGGGUGUAACACUGGUUUGACUCAACAAGGAUUAAAUUUCGUCCAACCAACCUGGAUUGGUUGCCCAUCUUGUUCAUGCUGGGUCCUGUAUGACAAGCACGCAGCCGAUGGGAUAUUAACUUGUCAAACCUGUAGAGACUCCAGUACUAGAGGGGACUCUUCUGUAUCAGUGAUGGAGUGUAACACUGGUUCGACUCAACAAGGAUUAUAUUUCAACCAACCAACCUGGAUUGGUUGCCCAUCUUGUUCAUGUUGGGUCCUGUAUUUUAAGCAUGCAGCCGACGGGAUAUUAACUUGUCAAAGCUGUAGAAACUCCAGUGAUGAAGAUGAAAUGAAUUCUCUUCGGAUAUCACCUGGAGGUGCUAAUUGGAACUGGCCUGAUUUUCCCCCACAGAAAGACUCCACGAGCCGGCACCCAUUUAAAGUUGGCUCACAAACUGCAUCUGGAGGCUCCAUACAGUUGGUUGGCAAUGGAAAAGACUCAUGUUUAAACAAGGAAGUUACUGAUGAGUCCAGGCCAAAUAAAUAUACUGUUCAUGUGGAUGCCAGAAUUAACAAGCAUGAUCACAUGAACAGCUCAAAAAGAAAUAGCAAGAAAAGAAAAAUGGCAUCUGAAUCCAGUGAACGUUGUCACACACUUGAUGAUGAUGGCAAUAAUCUGACACGAAAUAACCUUGGAGGAUUUGGUAAGCGGUACCCUCGCAGAUGUAUUAGGUCUAAAAUGUGUGUUUCCUGUAGUGAGCCUCUAAAUCCUAGUUGCAACGGUGCACCAGUUUCUGUGGAAAUUCCUGAGCCGGAGUUUUACGACUUUGAUGCAGACAAAUCCAAAGAGAAGUUUCAGGUUGGUCAGAUAUGGGCGGUAUACAGUGAUGAGGAUGCUUUACCAAAGUACUAUUGUCAGAUUAGGAAGAUUGACAGCCUUCCAGAGAGUACUUUUCACGUAGCAUGGCUUCUUCACUGUCCGUCGUCAAGGGACAUGAUAAGAUGGGUUGAUAAAAGCAUACCAAUAUGUUGUGGAAAAUUUAUGGUUGAAAAGGGGAAAACACACAAAAUAGUUGGCACUCUUCCAUUUUCUCACCAGUUGAAAGUAGAACCAUCCCCCCUGGAUAAGGAGGAUGGUUUCACCAUACUUCCUGAAGUAGGUCAGAUCUGGGCUUUAUAUGAGCACUGGAAUGUUAAAAUGAAACCUUCUGAAUUGGAAAACUGCAAAUACGAGAUUGUGGAGAUUCUGGAUGUAGAUGACAUAUUUAUAGUUGGUGCACCUCUUGAGGUAGUGCGUGGUUACAAGUCUGUUUUCAAGUCUCGAGUGGGAGAAAAGGGGGUUGGGGUCAAACCAAUAACCAUACUACUGACUGAGAUUCUUAAAUUCUCCCAUCGGAUACCUGCUUUUCGCUUGAAAGACAAGCAGGAUGGAAGCCUGCCAGAUGGUUCUUAUGAGCUUGAUUCAGCAGCUGUGCCACAAUAUUUAUUAUGUUCGAGUUGACGUUGCAUGAUGAUGUUUUCAGGUAGCUAGUUGCCGAUGUUGUGUAGUGGUGGGAUUUUGCAAUGCUCAUGGAAUGGAAAGACCGAGUGCUGCCAAAGCUCCAAGCAUAUGUAAAAUAUGCAAGUGUAGACAAGAACCUGAUUUUUUAUUAGCCUAUUCAGUUUUGAGUUUGUCUAUUAUGGUUUUACAAAAGUAUGAUUGGCUAAGACUUGUGUAAGCACCUUUUUUAAAAGGUAAUAUUUUCCCAUUUAACUUUUACAGUGUUACUGAAGUUUUAGAUUCGUGUUC
Molecule: messenger RNA, 2801 nt
Organism: Olea europaea var. sylvestris
Lineage: Eukaryota; Viridiplantae; Streptophyta; Magnoliopsida; Lamiales; Oleaceae
Exons: 8
Coding region: 1029-2513 (494 amino acids)
Source: RefSeq, a predicted model, not a curated record